AUCAAAUCUCCAAAAAAUCUGUGAGUAACCAACUAACCAUGGCUUUCAUCAGUUCAAAAAUGGCGACAUUCUUCAUCAUUUCUUUGGUCUUUUUGUCCACCAAAGCCUUGUCACAAUGUGAAGAUGACACCAACAAUCCUUGUAAUAACAAAUCCAAGGCUAUGAACUUGAAAAUCAUCGGUAUCGCCACGAUCCUUGUGACAAGUAUCAUCGGGGUAUCUCUACCUUUGAUCACACGCUCAAUCCCUGCCCUUAGCCCAGACCGUAGCCUUUUUGUGAUCGUUAAAGCUUUUGCUUCGGGUAUCAUCUUAGCUACUGGAUUUAUGCAUGUGUUGCCCGAUUCUUUUGACAUGUUGAGGUCUAGUUGCUUAGCUGAUAACCCGUGGCAUAAGUUUCCCUUUACGGGCUUCGUUGCUAUGUUAUCUGCUAUUUUCACACUCAUUGUGGACUCGAUGGCCACAAGCAUGUACACCUCAAAGAAUAAUGCGAUAUCAGCUGAAGACGGUGACAUGGUUGUCAGAGACCAAGAGAUGGCCGCGGCAAAUGGUAGUGGUGGCAUGCAUUUCCAUGGACACCAUCAUGGCCCCAGCCCCCAAAAGGGCGCAAUAGGGCAACAACUUCUUCGUUAUCGUGUUGUAGCCAUGGUGCUAGAACUAGGGAUAGUGGUUCACUCUGUAGUGAUUGGACUAGGGGUUGGGGCCUCAAAUGACGUAUGCACAAUCAAGCCAUUAGUGGCAGCUCUUUGUUUCCAUCAAAUGUUUGAAGGCAUGGGUCUUGGUGGCUGCAUUCUUCAGGCAGAGUACAAAACCAUGAAGAAAGCAGUGAUGGUGUUCUUCUUCUCCAUAACUACUCCAUUUGGGAUAGCUCUUGGAAUCGGCUUGUCAAAGACAUACAAAGAGAACAGCCCGAGUGCCUUAAUCACCGUAGGACUACUCAACGCUUCAUCAGCCGGGCUACUUAUCUAUAUGGCAUUGGUUGAUCUUCUUGCUGCUGAUUUCAUGGGCCCAAAGCUUCAAGGAAGCAUUAAGCUCCAGAUCAAAUCUUAUGCCGCUGUCUUGCUUGGCGCCGGUGGGAUGUCUCUCAUGGCAAAAUGGGCUUAAAAGUCUGUUUUCGGGACCAACUGGAGAUACAAGAAUUCGUAUGGUUUUAAUUGAUUGUAAUUGAGAAAUAAGUUUGAUGUAUCGCUUUUGAAAUUAAGUUAGGAUGUGUGAUGUACUUUAACACCUUUGAAAUCUAAAACAGCUUCAAUUCUGAUGUUGAAUGGAUGUUCGGAUUUAUGAUUUGUUUGACAUAUAUUUACACUUCACACAAUCAU
This is a messenger RNA of Erigeron canadensis, 1315 nucleotides long. RefSeq names its product probable zinc transporter 10. Gene Ontology annotation, molecular function: zinc ion transmembrane transporter activity. Gene Ontology annotation, cellular component: plasma membrane. NCBI's taxonomy places the organism in Eukaryota, Viridiplantae, Streptophyta, Magnoliopsida, Asterales, Asteraceae. Bases 39 to 1100 code for a protein of 353 amino acids. Gene Ontology annotation, biological process: zinc ion transmembrane transport. The record is from RefSeq and is a predicted model, not a curated record. The transcript is spliced from 3 exons.